ACCUGUUUGGGCCUCUCAGAAGGGCCUGCCUGACCAAUAACUGGCCAAAAAUUGUCCAAAUAUCUAUCAGGCAGAUUUUGAAAACCCUGUCAGGGAAGGGCAUAAUGUAUGAUUUUGGCACAGCUCAUGGGACUUUCCCUGCCCUCCAGCCUGCGAAACUCUAUGCAAAUCCACUGAGCACAGAGACACCAGGAAGUAAGUACUAAAAAAUACACACAAAGCCCAGAGAGCAGAAGUUCCUCCAGUGACUGGAGCGAGGAGAGAGAAGUGGCAGAGCUGAGGCGGCUGUAGGACUGGUUUUACUUGGUGCUGGGAACCUAAAGACUCGUUUGGGCUGGGACCAUUCCUUAUUGAGACACACACUGUGCUUUAUCUUGGGGACGGAAGGAACGACUUAUAACUAACAGACCGACCACAAAACUAUGGGAUGUAUAAAAUCAAAAACAGACAAUCCUCGAGAUGCGAUGGGGAAGAAUAAUCCAGUACGUAAAAAUGAUCGAACUAUUUAUGUGCCAGAUCCAACGUCUAAACUGCAAAGGCCAGCUUCUCGUACACCAAGCCUUUUACCAGGACAAAAAAUGAUACAAGAUAUUGAAGAACAGGGGAACAUUGUGAUAGCCUUGUAUCCAUAUCAGGGAAUCCACGAAGAUGACUUAAGUUUCAAGAAAGGAGAAAAACUGAAGGUUCUUGAAGAGCAUGGAGAAUGGUGGAAAGCUAAGUCUCUAUCAACCAAGAAGGAGGGUUUUAUACCAAGCAAUUAUGUGGCCCGAGUGAACACACUAGAAACAGAAGAAUGGUUUUUUAAGGACCUUACCAGAAAAGAUGCAGAAAGGCAACUUUUGGCACCUGGCAACAAUCCUGGAGCUUUCCUGAUCAGAGAAAGUGAAACAUCAAAAGGCAGCUACUCAUUGUCAAUUAGAGAUUGUGAUCCUCAGACUGGAGACGUUAUCAAGCACUACAAGAUCAGGACUUUAGAUAAUGGUGGCUAUUACAUUUCUCCUAGAAUUACAUUUACUUCCAUCAAUGAGAUGAUCCAGCAUUAUCAAAAGCAAGCAGAUGGCCUGUGCAGGAAACUUGACAAACCGUGUUUUAGCCCUAAACCACAGAAACCCUGGGACAAGGAUGCUUGGGAAAUUCCAAGGGAAUCAAUAAAGAUGGUGAGAAAGCUUGGAGCCGGUCAGUUUGGUGAAGUGUGGAUGGGAUUUUACAACAACAGCACAAAGGUAGCUGUGAAAACUUUAAAGCCGGGGUCCAUGUCUGUGCAAGCAUUUAUGGAAGAAGCCAACCUCAUGAAGACCCUCCAGCAUGACAAACUUGUAAGGCUAUAUGCUGUGGUCUCCAAAGAGGAACCCAUUUAUAUUAUCACCGAAUAUAUGGCAAAAGGAAGUCUUCUAGAUUUUCUGAAGAGUGACGAAGGGGGCAAAGUGAUCCUUCCAAAAUCAAUAGACUUUUCCGCUCAGAUUGCUGAAGGCAUGGCUUACAUAGAAAAAAAGAACUACAUCCACCGAGAUCUUAGAGCCGCUAAUGUGCUUGUUUCAGAGUCCUUAAUGUGCAAAAUAGCUGACUUUGGUCUUGCACGAGUAAUUGAAGAUAAUGAGUACACCGCAAGGGAAGGUGCUAAAUUCCCUAUUAAGUGGACUGCGCCAGAGGCAAUUAACUUCGGCUCGUUCACAAUAAAAUCCGACGUGUGGUCCUUUGGCGUUCUGCUGUAUGAAAUAAUAACCUUUGGAAAGAUUCCUUAUCCAGGAAUGAGCAAUUCAGAUGUGAUGUCCGCCCUGCAGCGUGGUUAUCGUAUGCCCCGCAUGGAAAACUGUCCCGAAGAACUGUACGACAUCAUGAAACAGUGCUGGAAGGAGAAAGCCGAGGAACGGCCAACGUUUGAUUAUUUACAAAGUGUUCUGGAUGAUUUCUACACAGCGACAGAAACUCAAUAUCAGCAACAGCCUUAGAGCAGGACACACGUUUCCUUGUUAUUCUAUAGGAAAACAGACUGAACUGGUUAUUCCAUUCAUGUUUUGUCUCUCACAACCUGGAAACUUUGAACAUGCUGAAAAGACAGAAUAAUACAUUCUCACCCCCUUCGCAUCGCGGCCUGUUUACUGGCGUUGCUUGUGCAGAGCUGGUGUCAUAAUCUUGAGCAUAUGGAAAUAAAUAGGCAACACA
Messenger RNA from Xenopus laevis (African clawed frog), 2163 nucleotides. RefSeq names its product LYN proto-oncogene, Src family tyrosine kinase L homeolog (gene lyn.L). Gene Ontology annotation, biological process: defense response. The record is from RefSeq and is a predicted model, not a curated record. Gene Ontology annotation, cellular component: Golgi apparatus; nucleus; cytoplasm. Bases 423 to 1949 code for a protein of 508 amino acids. Lineage: Eukaryota; Metazoa; Chordata; Amphibia; Anura; Pipidae. Gene Ontology annotation, molecular function: transferase activity; kinase activity; nucleotide binding. The transcript has 14 exons.